Molecule: messenger RNA, 345 nt
Organism: Spirodela intermedia
Lineage: Eukaryota; Viridiplantae; Streptophyta; Magnoliopsida; Alismatales; Araceae
Source: the annotation of a GenBank genome assembly
AUGACGAACAUCAACCAUCGUCCUCUCCUCUUUUUCUUGUUCCUCUUCGGCAGCGUUGGAAGUCAAUCGACCAUCCCCGGCAGGUUUUACCCGAUAGAGGUCGUCAAUGACCCCCACAUCCAGGAGAUCGGUGAGUUCGCCGUGUCGGAGAACAACAAGCAAUCGGGAGUACAGCUGGUAUUCAUCCGCGUCAUUAGCGGGGAGAAACAGGUCGUCGCGGGGAUCAACUUCAGGCUCGUCGUCGAAGCCAAGGAGGGCGAGGCAGUGCACCAGUACGAGACUUUAGUGUACGAGCAAGUCUGGACCGGCUACAGGCAGCUCACUUCCUUCACGUUCAAGGCUUGA